This is a messenger RNA of Nothobranchius furzeri (turquoise killifish), 1296 nucleotides long. RefSeq names its product enoyl-CoA delta isomerase 1 (gene eci1). Gene Ontology annotation, biological process: fatty acid beta-oxidation. The record is from RefSeq and is a predicted model, not a curated record. Gene Ontology annotation, molecular function: delta(3)-delta(2)-enoyl-CoA isomerase activity. Gene Ontology annotation, cellular component: mitochondrion. NCBI's taxonomy places the organism in Eukaryota, Metazoa, Chordata, Actinopteri, Cyprinodontiformes, Nothobranchiidae.
GGGCCCACGUUGCGCCCGGGCUUCAGGCUUGUGUCGCGGGUGACCAGAGGGGGCGCUAGCGGGUCGAGGGAAACAGGAGAAGAAGAGCCGCUUUUCUUAAGGAGGAUGAUGGCUGUCAGAUCUUGUUUAGGAGUCAAGUUUGGCGUCUCAGGCCUUUUGUCCCAGCUGACCUCCAGCACGCGUCAUCAUGGCAGCAGACCGUGUGUGUCCCCCAUCCUGACCCCCCAGCACAGGAACACCUCCUCCUCCUCCACCUCCUCCAAGGUUAAGGUGGAUUUGGAUCAGAACACAGGUGUGGCGGUGAUGCACAUGCAGAGUCCUCCGGUCAACAGCCUCAGCUUGGAUUUCAUCACUGAGCUCUGCAUCAGUUUGGAGAAGCUGGAGAUGGACAAGGGCUGCCGGGGCCUCAUCAUCACGUCGAGCCAGCCCAAGGUGUUCUCAGCCGGCCUGGACAUCCUGGAAAUGUACGGCAAGAGCCCGGAGCGCUGUGGCGAGUUCUGGAAGUCCGUUCAGGAACUGUGGCUGAAACUCUACAGCUCCAACAUGGUCACCAUAGCAGCUGUUAACGGGUCCAGUCCGGCGGGCGGCUGUCUGAUGGCGUUGACGUGCGACUACAGGAUCAUGGCGGAUAAUCCCGCUUACAGCAUUGGUCUGAACGAGACGCAGCUCGGUAUCGUAGCACCGUUCUGGUUUAAGGACACGCUAAUGAACACGAUAGGCCUCCGAAACUCAGAGAUGGCUCUGCAGCUGGGGCUGCUCUACAAACCUCAGGAUGCCCUGAAGGUUGGACUGGUGGACCAGGUGGUGCCCGAGGAUCAGGUCCUCCCCGCCGCCGUAAAGUCGGUGAACAAGUGGUUGGCGGUUCCAGAACACGCCAGGCAGAUCACCAAGUCCAUGAUGAGGAAGUCGACGAUCGACAGACUAACGUCCAACAGAGAGGCUGACAUCCAGAACUUUGUCAGCUUCAUCACCAGAGAGUCCAUCCAGAAGUCCCUGCGGGGGUACAUGGAGCUGCUGAAGCAGAAGAAGGCCUAGCACGGCGUGGAGAGCAAGACCGUCAUACUCACGUUAGCGGGAAUGGAUGCAGCGCCCGGCAGGAGCCCGGGGUCGGGGUCGGGCAGCGCUGCGCUGUUCUCAUCGGCAGCAGCAGACCUCGGUGCCUGUUGUUGUUUCACAUUCAAGGACAAUAACACAACUGUCUCUGAUUUCCUGCGUUUGUGUUGUGCCGACUCUUCUGUGUCGUUCCUGUCUGAAGGUGCAGUUGUGUGGUCGGUUAAAGGUUUCCGGAGCAACCUC